AAAUCUCUACAGUAUUUUUUUAGAAAAGAGGGAAGUAUCAGCCCACAAAUCAAAAGAACCGAAACACUUCAAGGAAGUUUUUUUUUUUAAUUAACUCCCCAAGAUCCCAGGCUGGAGCAGCCCCACUCUCUGUCCGGGGCCUAGAGACCUUCUUAGCUUUGUCUUGGAUCCUGAUUUAUUGAUCUGGUCUUCAGGCAGGAACCUGCCUUAGCCUCUGAGCAGAUGACCAACUCAGCUGACCCUCCCUUUGAUGGACAUUCUCCCGGGUCGGGGGGGGGGAGUUGCGGGUGCUGGUGGUCGUCCAACCGUGCCGGCAGACGGAGCGUGAAAACUGCUCCUCCCCCCUCGCCGUGGCAGAAAAGUAUGAAGUAAUAUUUCUCCGCAUCUCCGGAAAGGCGGGGAAGACGCGCUCCGUGUCUGCGGGGGAUGCGCGGCUCCUCCGCCGCGCGCCCAGCCGCCCAGGCUACCCCUGCCUGCUGCUAGGCAGAGUCGUUCUUCCUGCCCUGCCCGCCGCGCCGCCUUUCUCACGUGCUUGUCCUGCAAUCCCGGGUUCUCUUGCCGCAGCGGGGACAGCCCGGCGGGCUUGCGCGCCGCAGUGUCCCUGUCCAGGGUGCUGAAGAGGAGCGCCGACUCAAGCGCGGCGCCCAAUUCUCUCCGCCUUGGCUCCGGCGGGGCGCUUGGAUCGGGCUGCCCGGUCGGGAGCUUGAGUAGGAGCAGGGCGGGCAACCCGGCGCCCCUUGGCCUUGCAGCGGCCUUGAGCAGCCUUUCCUCUGCGCUCAGGAGAAAGCUGAGGAAGGCGACUGGAAGGGUCCCAUCCUCCGCUCGCUCGGCAGCCCCCCUCCGCCGUCUCUCUCUCUCUCUUUCUUUCUUUCCUUCUGCCUCCCCCUUCUCACGCUUCAGCAACUUCUUUUCCUUCCUACCUCUCUCAAAACCGCAGCGCAGUCUUUAGGCUGCGAGAAGGGAGCUGGCCCCCAACCCAACUGCACUUCGGAGGACUUUGGCUCCAUUCGCUUCCCUGCUCGUUUCGCCUCCAUCCCCGGUGUUUGGCUUCCGCGCCUUGGCUGAAUUCCCCUCUCCCUUCCCGUUCAUGCCACUCCGUCGGAAUCCGUCCUGGACUCGGAUGAAGUCUGAGCUCCUGGGCUAGACAAAGGCUGCUGCGGAGGAGAUACUUGGAGAGAAUUGCGAAGUUGAGCAACUUGGCUUGGAGACGGAGGAGUCGGACUAAGGGGGAGCAAUCCUCGGAAGUCUGGGGUCCUGGAGGGAGGAGAAAGUGGGGGUGAGUCCACAUAAGGCACUUUGGGAGUCCGUUACAAACCUGGCACCAGCCUUGACGUGCCCAACGUAUUCAGCUUGGCUUGGGUUUUUUUCUUGGUGGAGGCUCAGCCUCCGGUGCCAUCAACCCAGCCUAAAUCCUUCCGUGUAGCGUGUGAACCCAAAACAGGCUAACUCAGAAGGCCGGUGAAGAAGCUUGUCGUGUGAACCGCGGGAAGGGCAGGGAAGGGGUUUGAUGGCUCGGAGGAAGCGUGUGGCGGCCCUUCGGAGGAGCAACGCUGGCGGGAGGAACUCUCCAGGAUCCUGAAGGCAGACCAUGGUGGAGACGCUGACCAUCGCCGUCCUGGGGGCCCCCAGGGUAGGCAAGACGGCCAUCAUUCACCAAUUCUUGUACCAUGAUUUCACAGACAAGUACAGCCCCACCGAGGACCGUUACAUCUACCGGCCGUCAGUCAUGCUGAACGGGAAUUCCUACAACCUGAAAAUCAUGGACGUCCCCUACGUGGCUGCUUUUCCUGCCAACAGCUCUCAGGAGUGGUCAGACCUAAAGUAUUGGGGCCUACGAAACACCGACGCCUAUGUUCUGGUGUACGACAUUUGCAGUCCAGAAAGCUUUGAAUACGUGAAAAUGCUCCGUCAGCAGAUUCAGGACAACAGGACAAGCAACAUCAGCGAAGCGCCCGUCAUCGUAGUGGGGAACAAGCGGGACCUGCAAAGAGAGCGUUUCACGCCCCGCCGGACACUCUCCUUGCUCGUGAAGAAGGCCUGGAAGUGUGGCUACAUGGAGUGCUCGGCCAGAUACAACUGGCACAUCAUCCUGCUCUUCAAAGAGCUGCUAUGCAGCAUCGUGGCCCAGGGCUGUCGGAGCUAUCACUCUGCGGUGCGCCUCCAAGGGGCGCUGCACACAAACAGGUGCAGCCUCAUGUGAGCUGGGAGGGGAGGAUGGAGUGGGCUGGAAGGUGGGGGACGUCCUGAACAUUCAUCUUAAGACAAGGGUGUCCAAACAGGGCCGUUUUAAGUUUUGUGGACUUCCAGAAUUUCCCAAGUCAGAAUUCUGGGAGUUGAAGUCCACAAGUCUUAAAGUGGCCAACUUUGGAGAGCUUUGAUCUGAGUCAGGGGUCUUCAAA
This is a messenger RNA of Crotalus tigris (Tiger rattlesnake), 2399 nucleotides long. It is a transcript of the gene RASL10A, whose product is annotated as RAS like family 10 member A. The record is from RefSeq and is a predicted model, not a curated record. Bases 1589 to 2200 code for a protein of 203 amino acids. Lineage: Eukaryota; Metazoa; Chordata; Lepidosauria; Squamata; Viperidae. Gene Ontology annotation, molecular function: GTPase activity; GTP binding. The transcript has 3 exons.